This is a messenger RNA of Coccidioides posadasii C735 delta SOWgp, 1485 nucleotides long. RefSeq lists its product as uncharacterized. Lineage: Eukaryota; Fungi; Ascomycota; Eurotiomycetes; Onygenales; Onygenaceae. The record is from RefSeq and is a predicted model, not a curated record. Gene Ontology annotation, molecular function: oxidoreductase activity, acting on the CH-CH group of donors, NAD or NADP as acceptor.
CAGAGAGAGUACCUUGAGACUGGUAUAUAUAUAUGGAUACAAUCCAAGCGGUAUUGGGCAAUAAUACUGUGCUAGUUUUCUUUUUCCUUAGCUUUGUCCGAAUAUUCUCCUGCUAUCAUCUUUGCUUGAAGCGGAAUUCCCAGCGCAAAAUCGUUUACAAUGGCUACGGAAAACAAGGCGUUGUUCUAUCAGAAGGUCCCCACCGAGUUUCCUGUACCCGGUGAGCACUUGACGAUUGAGAAAGUGCCGUUUGACCCUGAAGCUCCAGCUCCCGAUGGCGGUCUUACCCUUCAAACGUUGUACACGAGCUUCGAUCCAUAUAUGCGGGGUGGCAUGCGGCCGGCUCAAGUCAAAUCCUACCGUCCGGCAUACGAAAUAGGAAAACCACUUCCUAGCAUUUCGAUCGUUAAGGUCCUAAAAUCGAACAAUGACAGGUUCAAACCAGGCGACAUUGCAAUAGGAUUCAUGCCCAUCCAACAGUAUAUCGCUGCACCCGCAGAAACUGUCCAGGCCCUUAGGCUGCUGGAUAACCCACUUGGGCUGGACGACCUCCGCUACUUCCUUGGCGCUCUGGGGAUGCCCGGCCUCACCGCAUAUUCGUCCCUGAUGGAGAUUGGAAGGCCGAAGAAGGGAGAGACCAUUUUUAUUUCGUCUGCGGCCGGAGCCGUGGGCCAGGUCGUUGGUCAGAUUGCGAAGCACGAAGGUCUCAGGGUCGUUGGAAGUGUUGGAUCCGAUGAAAAAUUGAAUUACAUUAUUAAUGACCUUGGUUUUGACGCUGGAUUCAAUUAUAAGAAGGAAAAGCCCCGUGACGCUCUGAAGCGACUGAUCCCCGAAGGCAUCGACAUCUACUACGAGAACGUGGGUGGCGAGCAUCUGGACGCGGCUAUUGAGUCAAUGAAUGACUUUGGACGCAUCGUUACCUGUGGAAUGAUUUCCCAGUAUAACGUCAAGCCGGAGGACCGGUACCCGAUCAAGAAUCUUUUUAUGGUAGUGACCAAGAGAAUCACGAUGCGCGGCUUCAUUGUAUCUGAUCCCGGAAUGGGAGACAAAUGGGCCAAGGAGCACCGGGAGCGUGUCUCCCAAUGGAUCAAAGAUGGCACCUUCAAACCUAUGAUCCAUGAGACCGUUGGCAUCGACAAUGCUGCAGAGGGACUCGUGGGCUUGUUCCAGGGGAAGAAUUUCGGCAAGGCUGUGUUGAAACUUUGAAAGCAGAGAAAAGCAUUUAUUCUUUAAAGGGCCUGGAGAUCAUUCACAGUAAGGCAUGAGACGGUUGUGGUUUGGAUAAGGACAACGGAGUUGCGAUGUAGACUGGGCGCUGCAAUUUGUCAAUAUUGUGAUGAUCGCAAGAUGGUUGACUAGAUCCUUGAAUAAUGCAUCUGAAUAGGGCCCCCUGGUGAUGUCCUUUCGCAUCUUCCGUCCUGAAUUCUUUGGCGAAGCAGAGUUUCCAAUAAUUACUCCGUAAGAAAUACAUAGCAAAUUAUCAUC